This is a messenger RNA of Didymodactylos carnosus, 1146 nucleotides long. NCBI's taxonomy places the organism in Eukaryota, Metazoa, Rotifera, Eurotatoria, Philodinida, Philodinidae. The record is from the annotation of a GenBank genome assembly.
AUGUUAUCAUCAUCAAAACCCAUUGUUAAUACGAUAGUCAUACAUCAGAAUGAUAAUCGGCAGUCAACAGCCGCCUUACUACCACAAUCAUCAUCACCAUCAGGACAACACCAUCAUCCUUAUAAUUAUUGGACAAUUAAUGAUCGUUUAAAAUCUAAAAAUGAUUAUUUAUUAAAACGUCAAAAAUGUUCAUGUCGACUCGCAUUCUAUUCAUUAUGGUUAUUAAUAAGUGCAUGUGUUCUAUUUAUAAUUGCCUAUCGUUUUACGGAUGAAUGUAGUGAAUUAGUAAAACACUUUAAAUGUAAACGAUUCGGACUAUUUCUAUUAUCGAUUUCUAUAGCAUCUUUAGCUUGUUGUGGUGUAUUUUGUGGAGUAUGUCAGUAUUUUCGAUCACAACCACAACCACUUACACCCGAAUUAUAUUAUGACAAAGUGAAUAAUACAUUGACAGAAGAGACUAAUCUACAUGAUACUCGGCAUUGUUGUUGUGUCCAUCAACAACAUCAACCAUUAGUUCUACAACAACAUCAAGAAGAUGAAAAAACCACUCAAACAACUGUACAAAAUAUCUCUUCAAUUUCAUCUAUUACAUCAUCAUCGAUAAUUCAUGAACAACAACAACAAAAAAAACAACAAUCGCCUAAAAUUGAUCAAGGUAUAUCUUCAACAUUAUCUUCUUCUCCGUUACUGUAUCAUCAAAUUCAACCAACAUCAAACAAGAAAGUACCUCCAUUCACAUAUGAAGAGAUUUCACCACAAAUAAAAAAAUCCGUCGAUAAAUCUGUUUCUUCAACAUCAUCUAUGAAAGAUAAAUUACCGUCAUAUCAUCAUACAAUUUUAUUGUCUUCUUCCUCGUCUUCAUCGUCCCCUCAUUCGAUAUGUGUAGGCAUCAAUAAAAUUCUAAUGAAUGAUAUUGCUGACGAUGAACAAUGUAGUUAUAUUCAAGCUCAAACGCCAAGUUCUUAUACAACUUGUCUAUGUUCACCAACUCUAAUACAUCAUGCAACACAAACAAGUCAGUUAGAAGUACCCAUGCACGAGAUGACAGAAAAAACUGAUAGUCGAGAUGAUACCCAAACAAAAAAACUUGAUAUAUGGGAAAAAAAUGAGGAUAAAAGUAAGUCCUUUUUCAAUGGUUCGACUUAA